This is a messenger RNA of Stereum hirsutum FP-91666 SS1, 1620 nucleotides long. RefSeq lists its product as uncharacterized. NCBI's taxonomy places the organism in Eukaryota, Fungi, Basidiomycota, Agaricomycetes, Russulales, Stereaceae. The record is from RefSeq and is a predicted model, not a curated record. The transcript is spliced from 7 exons. The coding region runs from base 1 to 1620 and encodes 539 amino acids.
AUGGUCUCGGUCAGCAUAAAGGAUCCUGUUUAUAAAAAAGGAUAUGAGACUCACGAUAGUUUGCUGGAUCGAUUAGGCGCGCACACAUUCCGACCACCGAUCCGUACAUGUAUCCGCUCAGAAUGUCCGGACAACAACCGGGCUCUUACAGAUCCAGAGGAGGCACGGUGUAGCCUUUUCACAAUGAAUCGCGGGGUCCUGCCUGCUGUCACUUUGUCUUACUACUGCCGAGGUUGUCUCACUCGCUACUACCCGGACUGGUAUGUCCACAACGCCCAAUCCGAAGAUUCCGUGCGCAUAUACUACGAUCGAAGUUAUUACGAGAAAGGCGUACCCGAAAUAAUCCAUGUUCACGAGUCAGCCUUUGUGGACCGGUCCCUCUGCCUGUUCUUUGAAAAUGAGAUGAUCCUGUCACAGGUUUCGGCAUCCAAUAUUGCGACAGUUUAUACGUUGGCUACGGCGCCAUCUGCGUCUGCAGUUCCAGUCAAGUCUCCUCUGAAGAAUGAGCUUACGUACGAGACGGUUCACGACGCAUUCUUUCUCCACGCCCUCCUCCGUGAUAAGGCUACUUACGGUGGUCCCCCGCUUCAACUGCCUCACCGAGGCAAGCAGGAAAGUCGGUAUCAGGGCGCCCUCAAAGCUCGGAAUGAGUUGAUGUUACACAGGCGCCAAGAGAUGUGGGAUCACGCAUGCGAUGACUGCUUCAAAACUGUCAAAACCGCCGAUGGGAAGGAAGUCUUCUUGUCUGCGGGAGUGACUGACGGAGUUACAGUAGGCCAUCCGUGCUGCUCUGUUCUCAAUUGUCAGAUUCCUCUAGAGAGAGGGAAAGAUCGAUUUUGUCCGACGCACAAAGGACGGUCAGACGUUUGUGCAGUGGAAGGAUGCACGGAGUCGACGACACGAGGGUUUGUGACGUGCAAGAACGUGGAUCAUCGUCGUUGGGAGGCGAGUCAGCGUCUACCGGGAAGCACCUCGUAUCGUGUACUUAGGCGUCGCCAUGAGAAACAUACACAGCCGCCUGACCCAAACAUUUUGGAGAUGAAGGGAAGGACGUAUCGCCGGUGGACGCAUAACGAACAAUUGUACGUCUGUUGCUGUGGGGUGAUUAAGGCUAGAGCGACAUUCUUUGGUUCAGAAGGUGUCCUAGGCGUCAUUAUGUUUCUGAAACACACUUUCCCCUCCGAAUAUCCCGGUGCAAUGCCAUGUUACAUGUUCUUCGACAACAACUGCCAUCUUCUGGCCUCUCUGGAGAAGGCCAACGACCACUAUUUCGACAACGUAGGGCUACCCGUGGACGUCUUUCAUGCGCUUCACAAGCACAAGGAGAGUGACGACUACUGCCAGAGGAACUGCAACCCAUCGUGUUAUCCGGAUCUCGUGACAGCGAAUGGGGAGUGGAUUUUCAACUCGUCUGCAGCUGAGCAGAUCAACAAAUGGUUUGGCAACUUUCAGCGAAUGGUGCGGGAAUUUUCACCAGAAAGCAGAUACCAGUUCUUUCUGGACGAGGCCAUCACCUUGAAGAACCGCAUGACUGUGAGCAACCUCCAAAAGCAUGGGAAACGUGCAUUCAAGCUUCCAGAGGAGUUCCUUCGGGCCGCUCCAGAACGUGUGCAGACGUGA